This is a messenger RNA of Dermacentor andersoni, 5358 nucleotides long. Its product is annotated as focadhesin. Lineage: Eukaryota; Metazoa; Arthropoda; Arachnida; Ixodida; Ixodidae. Gene Ontology annotation, biological process: regulation of post-transcriptional gene silencing. The record is from RefSeq and is a predicted model, not a curated record.
CCCUGUAAUCCAUGCUUUGACAUCCGAAAGCGGCAACGUUUUUGCGCUGAAAAUACAAACAUACUACUCAGCCAAGCACGUGUACUCCGUGUUUUCAACGCAGCACAUGAGUGAACGUCGCCGAAUCUCGGCGAGUCCUCACGCGCAACGCGCAUCUGUCCGUCCGCUACGGCUGCCUGUGUGAAUUGAAUUAGGCGGCAGCUCGCGAUGGAAGACAUACGGGCCAUGCUGGACUUCGACGCGUCCUGUGUGCAGCGCAAGGCGGUGAGCAAGCUGGUGCAGCAGAUUGGCCGCCAGCUGAGACCAGGUGACGCUCCCUUGUCAGCUGAUACUGCGAAGAGAAUCCCCGAGCUGGAGCUAUUGGUUGCACGGUGUGGUGGACAGCAGGAGUGUUGUGAUGCACUGGUCUCCCUGGUGGUGGCCGGACAGCUGGAGUGGCGCUUUGCCCUUGGCCAGCUGUUGGGUGCAUGCACUGCAGCGGCCAACCGGCAGCCGAGUGGUGCAGUCGCGGCUAUGGGUCGACUGCUGACCCUGCACAUGCAUGGAGAGCUCCAGGCUGGUGCCUACCACUGCCCCUUUGCACUCCGGAGCCACCCACUGGUGCUGGUGCUUCGUGAACGACCGGACUGCUGGGAUGUCGUGCUGCAGACUGUCCAGGAAGCACUGGAUAAUUGCACAACAGGGCAGGAGGAGGCCUUGCUGGAACUCUUGCGCCCUCUGCUGCUGCACUGUUUGGUUGGACCUGCCCAGCCCGCUGAACACAGGCAACUUCGACUGUGGCUCUGGCUCGCAUUGGCUCAGCACUGGCCCCGAUGGCUUGGGGCACUGCUCCUCUGGAUGCCUCUCGGCACUGACGAUGUGCGGUGGCAGUUGCAAGUGCUGGAGCAGCUCCUGGUGCGGGUGGCACCACCUGUGGAUGGCUACUGUGCCCUGCAAUCACUGGCUGCCUGCCUGCUUGCCCUGGAUGCUGGCCUGAACUGCCGGGGAGUGCUUCACGCUCUGCUCAAAUGCCUGCACUCUCAGCAGCAGCACCAGCAAGUCAUGGGUUCAGAGCUGGUGUGGGAUGCCUGCCUGGUGCUGGUGGCUGCGCUUCUGGCUCGGGCUCCAACCACCUGCCUGGCUGAUCUUUUGGAUGUCUGUGAGGCUCUGCUGGGGGAGCGCCCAGAAGGAGUUGUGCGCUGCUUGUCGCUGCCCCUGUGCCAGCUGCCUCAGGGGUUGCAGGGACGGGCUGCUGCUCUGCUGGCACGGCUGGCCACCACUGUUGGCAGCAAGGAGGAGGAGGAGGCCGCGCCAUGCGUUACUCCCAGCACGCUAUUGGCCAGCCAUCCUCUCGUGACUGGGGCCCUGUUUGCAGCAGGGUGCCUGCAUGCCUCACCCACUGUGUGCCUGGAGCGUUGGCGUGGCCUACGCGGUGUGCUGGCUGGCCGCGAUGGGGCCCUGCUAGGCCUCCUGGUGGCCUCCUCCGCACUGGUGGGCAGCAGGACACCGAGCGAGGCGCAGCUAGCUCUGGACGCACUCCGAAAGGAGGUCAACGUGUCCACUCAGUUGGGCCCGAGUGUGCUGCCACUGCUGCUGUACGUGCUGGGCCGCAGCCGCUGUCCAGCCACACUGGCCCGGGUACUACGCUCGCUCGCCAACACAGCCGACCACAAGUACGCCCUGGGCCCCUUGUGGAGUGGCGUGCGUGCCCUGUCGGGACACCACCCCGUGCUGGCAUCUAUGUUCCUGCCCAGUCUGGCCGCCCUGUGCGUGAAGCAACCCCAGGCCCUCCCCCUGCUGCUGCAACUAUUGGGCGAUUCACCUGACAAGGCUGAUGACAGCCUGGCUCUGGCCAAGGCACAAGCCAUCGAUACCCUCCUGCAGCACAGCGCCUCUGAGCGUGGGGGCGACUUGCUGAAACACCUGGUGUCCUUGGUGGCCAGUUGUUGUACUGACCGUCAGGGGGCAGCAGUGGUGCUGGCACUGCGUUGCCUCCAGCAGCUCUGUGCAACCGAGGUGGUGAAUGUGAAGACAACACUCUCCUCAAUUGUGCCCAAACUGUGGAAAGACAACCGGCCGCUGGUGGUGCGUGCUGUGUGUGAGCUGAUGUCCGUGGUGCCCAUGGUGUCAGUGCCUACAGUGGAGUACGAACGCUACGAACAGGACACUGCAGGUCGCCUCUGGCGACUGGCCAUGGCCUCAGAGGCUGCCGCAGUGGUGCGGGGAGGGGCCUUCCGUGCCCUCGCAGCAUUCCCAGCGAGCUGCCAUUCACUCAAGCACCUGCCUGCCGAGGCUAAGGUGAACCUGAAAGUUCCUGCGUCCAAGACUCCCAUGGAUCUGGGUCGCUCGGCUGAGGAACUUUUGACCUACACGCCAGGGCACUGCUUCCUUGACCUGCUGGCAACCAUUGAGGAUGAGCAAGUUUUGCAUGAUUAUGGGCAGCUGCUGUCAUCACUGGUGCAGCACGAGGUUUUGCAGCUUCCACGCUCGGUGUACACGGCAUCCAGGGUGGCCCCAUCUGCCAGCAGCGGGGAUGCAUCUGCACGCGCCAGCGUUGGAGCUCAACUGUGCACCCUGUACGAGGCCAACCGGUUCCCAGCUAUCCAGGGAAGCCUGGCCGUGGGCACGUUGCUGACAUACGAGCCAGCACAGCCUGCUGCCACAUCAAGGGCAAAACCUGGGUCCAGUCUCUACGAAGGCUACCUGCGCUUGCUGCCAUCCUUGCUUCAGGAUGUGCCGCUGGAUGGUGCUGACUGGGCUCGCUGCCUGGCUGUCCCCCCCGCAUGGGGUGCUUAUGUUCGACGUGCCUUCCGUGCAGCGGAAGAGACCCGGCGGCGUGGGCUCAAAGAUGAGCCCCAGGCUGACGCCACCUCCUGGCUCUGGGCCAGGGACGCUCUGACUGAAGCUAUCAAGGCAAACUGCACAGGCCGUGCAUCACAGCAGGGCAACGCCCUCCUGGCCCUUUGUGCCCUGCUGGAGGCCACCACCGAGCACCUGCAGGGUCUGGACACUGCUGCACGGCGACACGCAGCACGCACUCACACUGCAUGGGUGCAUGCCCUGCUGGACCUGGUGCUGGAGUGCUGUGGGUUAUCACCCGCCCGCCGGGAGCUCCCAGAGAGAGGGGGCACCCACGAUUUCCAGUGGCUGCUCAAGGCAUCGAGCGGAAUGCUGGUUCGUGGCUGCGCAUACGUGGCUGUGGGUGGGCUGCUGGGGCUGCUGCAUCGUCGUGACCCCCACUGUGUGGUGCCGCUGGUCGAGGCACUGGCUGAUCGGCUGCUGGCAGCCGAGGGGGGCCCCACUGGACAGGUUCUGACCGGUGCCGGACUGGCUGCUUGCGUUGCGGCCACAGUGCGCCUUGGGCUGAUGGAUGCCACGUCAGAUGCUGGCGUGCGUGGUGUGGUGCUCCGUGUGAUCAAGCAGCUGCUGUCCACCUGCCUAGUGAAUACACACAGUGAGCCAAAGCCCGGGCAGCUGCUGUCCCUGGCACUGUGUUUGUGUUCACUGGUCCAAGUCGCACGAGGUGAUGAGGAGUUGCACCAAAUGAUAAUCGACAGCUGCACGCGCUUCUGCAAGGACCUCCAUGCAGCUGACCCAGACGCUUGCUCCUUUGAGGUGCGGUGUGUGUGCACGAGCCUCGUAGUGUGCAGUGCAGCGCAGGGACUGCUCUCUCUGUCCAACGUGGAAGAGCUGCUGCUCUGGUUUGAGAAGAGGCGCCAGGAAGAUCCGCAGUGCCAGGGCACUGCCCUGUCGGUGGGUCUGCUGGUGCGCACCCUGGUGGAAAGGAAGCACUCCAAGGGGCCACUGCUGUGGGGAUCACUGCUGCCCCAUUGGAUGGAAGCCCUGCUGGCACAGAAUCAACCUACACUGGGGCGGCUGGCAGCGCUGCGGGGACUCUGCAUGAUGCUGGGGGUCAACAGCCAGCUGAUGGUCAGCACUGAGGCAGUGGACGAGUCCCAGCGCCAGUCGGAGCGACGUCAGGUGCAGGAGCAGCUGGUGCGGCUCCUGUCGCGCUCCUCAGCGCGGGACGUUGCCCUGGCCGGCUGUGCUGCAUGGGCUGUGGGCCAGCUCAGCGCUGGACAUCACAGCGGAAGCGCCUUGUCCGUGCCUUCCAGCUACUCGUACCUUGGAGACGCCAGCGUGCUGAGACCCUUGGUGGAUUUCUUGGCUGCAUCUAUCAGGACAGGGUCGUGGAAUGGGCGUGUGAAAGCAUGCCUCAGGGCCCUGGACCAGGACUUUGGCCGUGCCCUGCCGCCCCUCAACUGGACAGGACUGCUGGUUCCACUUCUGCAAGAGUGCCCCUCAGAGACAGGGCUGCCAGAUCUGGUGCUGGGUGUGGCACUGCGAGGUGCACCUUCGUCACCAGCCAUGGCUGCUUUGCUGGUAGCCUGCGCAUCACCACCUCUGCUACAUUCACUGCCGGGCUCGUGUGUGGAGCGGCUGCUGUGUGGGUUGCCCACGGUGGUGAAGUCGGCGCCCAGCAGCAAGUUGGGGCCUUUCUUGGAGCUGGCCACUGCCCGGGCCCUGAAGCCAGGCGGACUUGUCGUUCUUCAGGGUGUCGAGUCCCUCCUAGGUGAUGACGGCUCUGAGCUGCCUCCUGGUGCCAGGGGUGCCUUGUGUGAGCUGCUGACUAUGGUGGCCCAAGGAUGCCAGGAAGAUGUGUGGGAUGCCCAGCAGAGGGCGCUGCUGCCUGCGCUGGGGCACUGUGCAGUGCAGCUUGCACCGGACUCCAGGGCGGCGCUGCUGGACGCGCUCGAAUCCUUGCCACUUAUACUUGCCCUGCACUGCUACCUGGCGGCUGCAGGAAAAGCCCCACCUGGCUGCAACAUUUUCUCCACAGCCACCAGUGUUGGUGGCGAGAGUGGUGGACAGGUGCUGUGGCUGCUGAGCCAAUGCUUACGCUUUCCUGAGCCAAUAGCCGAGGAGGUUGGCCGACAAAUGCGCUGGUUUGUUGACUGCCUUGUGGCAAUCAAGGAAGGUGCAUUGCGGGAGGAACUCAAGCUGCUUCGCUUCCAGCUGCGCCUCUUGUCUCUUGUCACACUGGUGCUGUCAAGGGUGCAGCCGCUGCCGUCAUCCACGCUUGCCGCUUGCAGCUGCCUUGAGCUAGACUUGUGGUCUUUGCUACCCGAGGCCCUGGCCACACUGCUGCUGGAGGCGCAGCCAUGCUGGCGGGAAGUUACAAAAAUGGUGCUGGACUGGCUGUCCGAGAUGCUGGCAUUGGAGAUACCAACUGAUGUUCGUCAGCUACUGCUUUCCUGUGCCUGCCGUCUACGAUCUGUGCCCGAAUACGGAAGUGCUUGGACAGAGCUACUCAAAGGCCUGCGUGCCUGAAACCUGCAUCAAAUAAACUGUGCCUUGCCAUGUUUCUCACCACAUAAA